UGUGAUAGGAAGCCCGAAAACGAGGAGGAAAGAAGACCGAAAUACCUGUACAUUUUAUACAAAGUAGGCGAGAUAUCUUCUGGGGACAGACUCUUAUCAUAUUUUACUAUACACUUUUGAUUUGUUUAUUGUUAAUAGGACAAAAUGGGUUGCUGGUUCUCCAAAAAAUCAAAGAGAAAAUCACCCGAAAAGGAGCCUACUCCGACGACGGUGGAAGAGAAGAGGAACAGCAGUAGCAACGCCAACAACAUUUCCCUCAGCAGCAAGGCAACGGAGGAUCCACCUAAACAAUACAGCUGGGACAAACGUGAAAAGGUUGACCCUAAGGACUUCAUGCUAACAGGGCUGAAGGAUGCCACGGUGGGCCGUCUGCCAGGCAAGCUGAACGGACAGCAGUUUGUCAUCCAGGACUGUGAGAACUGCAACAUCUUCGUGUUUGACCACUCCGCCACCAUCACCAUCGACGACUGCACCAACUGCUGCAUCGUUAUGGGGCCAGUGAAGGGCAGUGUGUUCUUCAGGGACUGUAAGGAUAUCAAGUGUGUGGUGGCCUGCCAGCAGUUCAGGACCAGGGACUGUAAGAAGAUGGAGGUGUUCCUGUGUUGCGCCACCCAGCCCAUCAUCGAGGCGUCCACGGGGAUGAAGUUCGGCUGCUUCCAGUACUACUACCCGGAGCUGGCCUUCCACUUCAAGGACGCAGGCCUCAGCAUCUUCAACAACAACUGGAGCAACGUCCAUGACUUCACGCCUGUCUCAGGGGAGACCAACUGGAGCCUGCUGCCUGAGGAUACUGUGGUGCUGGACCAUGUCCCAGCCCCUGAUCCGGAGUCAGAGUUUAAAUCAGUCCGGGUCUCAGCUGAGGCAUCCCGCAGCAUCGUGCCCAUGACCAAAGGAGGCAGACGCAAGGACAGUGACGAGUCCUGUCUGUUUGUGUUCUUCGCUGGGGACUACACCACUGCUAAUGCCCGGAAACUCAUUGAUGAGGCCUCUGGGAAAGGGUUUGUGCUGGUCCAGACCAAGGAAGUGUCCAUGCGUCCCGAGGACGUCAGCAGAGGGUUCCAGAACGAUGCAGAGGGACUCCUAGAGUGGAUCACCAAGGGGCCAGUGACAGCUCUGGAGUUGAAUGGGGACGGGGUAGUGGAGGCCUGUAAGGCCAUGUCCAGGGACAUGUUCAGUGGAACCAAGGUGUUUGUUUCAGACAACAGAAAUACUUCCUCUCGAGAUGUGGACAACUUCUUCAACUUCGCUGACAUGCAGAUGGGCUUGUGAUUGAAUCACUGCAUUAUAAUCAAAACAAACUACACAACUGAUGAUUUUUUAUUUUUUGUUGGCAUUAUUGAGACUUGAUAUACUAGUAGGUAGCAGAGAGGACAGGUUAAUCAGCAUAGUGAUGGUAGGUAGCAGAGAGGACAG
Messenger RNA from Coregonus clupeaformis (lake whitefish), 1413 nucleotides. It is a transcript of the gene rp2, whose product is annotated as RP2 activator of ARL3 GTPase. The record is from RefSeq and is a predicted model, not a curated record. Gene Ontology annotation, cellular component: cilium; periciliary membrane compartment. Gene Ontology annotation, biological process: post-Golgi vesicle-mediated transport. Lineage: Eukaryota; Metazoa; Chordata; Actinopteri; Salmoniformes; Salmonidae. Gene Ontology annotation, molecular function: GTPase activator activity. The coding region runs from base 145 to 1269 and encodes 374 amino acids. The transcript is spliced from 5 exons.